This is a messenger RNA of Rodentolepis nana, 525 nucleotides long. The record is from the annotation of a GenBank genome assembly. NCBI's taxonomy places the organism in Eukaryota, Metazoa, Platyhelminthes, Cestoda, Cyclophyllidea, Hymenolepididae.
UAUCUUUUGCUUUCCGUCCUUGUCUUUAGAGCUGGACACCGAAUCAGGUGUUUUGCCAAGCAAUCGUGUCCGGUACGUAGUCUAAACUCAGCAACGGCUUCGAUUCUUGGCCAGUCGGGUAUGUCGGAGAGCGCCACUGUCCACUGUUCGGCCGAUCCAUGCAUUGCAAAAUCGUUGUCCCCUUCUUACCAAGAUCAAGGCCUUUUCUUUUGGGAAUCUAUUGUGGUGCUUCCUGCAACUAGGAGCAUUGCAUCAAUAGGUGUUGAUUUUAUCCCUGAACAUGGCAUUGCAUCAAUGGGUGUUGAUUUAAUCCCUCCAGUAAUUAGUCUCGUAAUGCUUUGGCCGUCUAUUCCUCUAGUAAUUAGUCGUAAUGCUUGGUUGUGUGCCUUCUCGUAUUGGUUUGAGAGUCACCUCUGUGGCUGUAAUGAGUUCUUGAGUGGUUUGAGAGUCACCUCUGUGGCUGUAAUGAGUGGCGGUCGUUCGAGAGUCACCUCUGUGGCUGUAAUGAGUGGCUCACAACAAUAA